ACGCCGCAAGCCCCCUCCCCGCCCUCCCCUCGUGCGUCAGCCCUUCCCCGUCGCCAAAGAUGGGCAGAGGCGCGGCUUCCCCCCUUCAAAAGCCCCACGCGCGACGCGUGGCUCCAAAAGCAGCGGCUGAACCGCGAGGGAGACAGACCUGGGUGCUUUGGACAGACUGCUGCCCGCCUGUGCCGUCCUCCUCCCUCCUCCGCACCGUCUCCGUGGGGCUUCGGGUUGGGGCGCUUGCCUUCCCAUGCGGCCGCGGAUCAUGUCUCACAACUACCUCCUCGCACCCAUCCAAGAGCUCCCCUCCGAUUUCCUCGUCAAGGACGUGAAGCUGGCCGUGCUGGGCACCGGGAGCGUGGGCAAAAGCGCAAUGAUAGUACGGUACCUGACCAGGAGAUUUAUUGGAGAUUAUGAACCCAAUACUGGUAAUCUGUAUUCAAGACUUGUUCAUGUUGAAGGUGAUCAAAUUUUCUUGCAAAUCCAAGACACCCCAGGAUGUAUUGAGGUUCAAGAAGACAUUGCACAGACGUUGGAUUCGCUAUCCAGGUGUCUUAAGUGGGCGGACGGUUUUCUCUUGGUAUAUUCUAUUACAGACUACAAUAGCUACCGGUCUAUUCGUCCACUCUACCAACACAUUCGGAAGAUUCGCCCUGAUGCAAAAACUCCUGUUGUCAUAGUUGGUAACAAAGGGGACUUGACUCAUUCUCGACAGGUGGCGGUGAAUGAUGGCUUCCAGUUGGCCAAUGAACUGGGCAGCGUGUUUCUAGAAGUUUCCACUAGUGAUAAUUACCAAGGGGUAUGCGACGUGUUUCAAUAUCUUUGCAAGGAAGUCAGCAAAGCACACAGCUGUGGCAGCGGAGACAAACGGAGGUGCUCUGUCAUUCCCCGCCCCAAAUCACCAAACAUGCAGGAUCUCAAGAGACGUUUCAAACAGGCUCUGUCUUACAAAAUCAAAUAGCCAGCAGCCUACAGCUCCUACUGAACAGACUGUUUUAUAAACUAUAUAUUUCUAAGAAGAUUUUAUUUUUGUACUGGAGCGCUUUAUCUAUGAAAGUAUACAACUUUCUUGCAAUGUUUUUAUAUGAAUGAAUUCUCCUCCCAACCAAAAAAAUGUCUUAAUUGCAACAAAAUAAAACUGGGAAAGGGAUGGGCCCAAGUUGCCAAUUUCUACAUUUAACUUAGGAUGCAUGCAGUAGACAUAUUUCUACUCUGUCAGAUUUCAGUAACAAUCAUGACAUGUCCUAAUUUUUAAUAUUUCAUUGUUAACUGGGUGGUGGACUGGGGUGCCGGCAUCCUCAGCACACUCAGAAACACACUGAAAUCCCAUUGAUAUGGCCAUCCCUACUAUCAGGCAAAGGGAGGCAUAUGCCUCAUCUAGCAGAAGCUGCAGGGUACAGACUCUUUACCAUUCCUUCUGAUCCAUCCAACCAUUUUCUUCUGUUAGCGAACAGACCUGGAUCCAUCCACAGCCUGUUCUGUACCCUUUAAAGUAAUCUGUAGAACCUCAGCGAUGGAGAACCAAGAGUGUGUAUCUACUGAAGUAAUAGCAGUUUGGUAGCAUUUUAACUGUCAUGGCUGCAUUCUAUGGAAUCCUAAGAUUUGUAAGUUAUGGGUGUCUUUGAACUUUAAUUCUGUAGUUCUGUUUUCUCUCCAGCUUACAGAUUCCAAGAUUCUAUAGGAUAGAUCCAUGGCAGUUACAGUGGUGUCAUUUUUAAAAAUUCAGUGAUGGAGAUCUAUCCCAAGUCUCAUAAACAAUGUCAAAAUAAGAUUCUACCCCCAAUGGAAUUGUUGUAGGGAGCCUCUUUUCCCUCAGGCAGAAAAAAUAUCUUGGUUGGCCCUUCCUAUGGAUUGAUUUUCACUUAAAAGCAAAUGAUGCCCGUUCCUUCAAUACCUGAAUAUGAGGAGAGAAUUGCAACAUGACCAAUUCUGUAAAAAGAUGGGAAACUGUAUGAGUUUAUAUAAUUGCAAAAUAAAACUAUUAGAUACAAUUGUAAAAA
Anolis carolinensis (green anole) is the source of this 1994-nucleotide messenger RNA. It is a transcript of the gene rasl11a, whose product is annotated as RAS like family 11 member A. Gene Ontology annotation, molecular function: GTP binding; GTPase activity. The coding region runs from base 245 to 955 and encodes 236 amino acids. The transcript is spliced from 4 exons. The record is from RefSeq and is a predicted model, not a curated record. Lineage: Eukaryota; Metazoa; Chordata; Lepidosauria; Squamata; Anolidae.